Messenger RNA from Capsella rubella, 1478 nucleotides. RefSeq names its product cyclin-B1-3. NCBI's taxonomy places the organism in Eukaryota, Viridiplantae, Streptophyta, Magnoliopsida, Brassicales, Brassicaceae. The transcript is spliced from 6 exons. The record is from RefSeq and is a predicted model, not a curated record. Gene Ontology annotation, biological process: regulation of cyclin-dependent protein serine/threonine kinase activity; mitotic cell cycle phase transition. Gene Ontology annotation, cellular component: cytoplasm; cyclin-dependent protein kinase holoenzyme complex; nucleus. Gene Ontology annotation, molecular function: cyclin-dependent protein serine/threonine kinase regulator activity. The coding region runs from base 81 to 1322 and encodes 413 amino acids.
CCCCUUAAUCCCUCUAAGUAACCUUUCUCCUCAUACUUUCAGAUUCUUUACAGUUCAAGAAGAAAAAUAGUCUUCAGAUCAUGGCGACUAGACCAGUUAGAGGUGAACCAAAGAACCGCCGAGCUCUUGGUGAUAUUGGAAACAUCGAUUCACUUGCCGGUGUUGAUGGAGGAAAGAUUAAUCGUCCCAUCACUCGUAACUUCCGUGCUCAGUUGCUAGAAAACGCACAAGUUGCUGCCGCCGCCGCCGCUAAUAAAAAGGAUCCGAUUCUUGAUGGAGCUAAGGCUGUUGUUACCAAGAAACAAGAAGUUGUAAGAGCGGUUCAAAAGAAAGCACGAGGUGCUCAUAAGCGGGAGCCAUCAAGACCUAUUGAAGUCAUUGUGAUUAGUCCUGAUACAAACGAGGUUGCCAAGGUUAAUAAAAGUGAUGCAACUGUGUCGUCUAAUAAGAAAGUAACAUACUCUUCGGUUCUUGAUGCUCGUAGCAAGGCUGCUUCUAAAACCUUGGAUAUUGAUUAUGAGGACAAAGACAAUGAUCUUGCUGCUGUGGAGUAUGUUGAGGAUAUGUACACUUUCUACAAAGAAGUUGAGAAUGAGAGCAGACCUCUGAUGUAUAUGCAUACACAACCUGAGAUUAAUGAGAAGAUGAGAUCAAUCCUUGUAGACUGGCUUGUAGAAGUUCAUCUCAAGUUUGAUCUCUCCCCGGAGACUCUCUACCUCACUGUCAACAUCAUUGACCGUUUCCUAUCUUUGAAACCUGUGCCUAGAAGAGAGUUACAGCUUGUAGGCGUCAGUGCUAUGCUCAUAGCUUCCAAGUACGAAGAAAUCUGGCCUCCUCAGGUCAAUGAUUUGGUAUACGUGACUGAUAACUCCUACAACAGCAAACAAAUUCUGGUGAUGGAGAAGACAAUUUUGGGAAAUCUCGAGUGGUACUUGACAGUUCCAACACAAUAUGUGUUUCUUGUGAGGUUCAUCAAAGCCUCAGGCUCUGACCCAAAAUUGGAGAACAUGGUUCAUUUUCUUGCUGAGAUUGGUAUGAUGCACCACGACAGUUUGAUGUUCUGUCCUUCCAUGCUUGCUGCAUCAGCUGUCUACACAGCCAGAUGCACCUUGAACAAGACUCCUGCUUGGACUGAUACUCUCAAGUUCCACACAGGCUACUCGGAAUCUCAGCUCAUGGAUUGCUCAAAGCUUUUAGCUUUCGUUCACUCGAGUGUUGGGGAGAGCAAACUACGAGGUGUGUUUAAGAAGUACUCUAAACUUGGAAGAGGUGCUGUUGCUUUGAUUUCACCAGCCAAGGCUCUUUUGUCGGCUGCUCCUUGAACAAGUCUUGAAAGAAGUCCCCCGUCUUGCAAACUCUGCAUUUUUAGAUUUUCAUUUUAUCUUUUCAUAUGUAAAGGUUUCGGUACUUGUUGAGCAAUGAUGUUUCUGUAUGAAUUCAAAAGUAUUAUAAUGAAAUGAAUUCUUCUCUUCUAUCUA